This is a messenger RNA of Ictalurus furcatus (blue catfish), 7489 nucleotides long. Its product is annotated as MOB kinase activator 3B. Gene Ontology annotation, cellular component: cytoplasm; nucleus. The record is from RefSeq and is a predicted model, not a curated record. Gene Ontology annotation, biological process: signal transduction; positive regulation of protein phosphorylation. NCBI's taxonomy places the organism in Eukaryota, Metazoa, Chordata, Actinopteri, Siluriformes, Ictaluridae. Gene Ontology annotation, molecular function: protein kinase activator activity. The transcript is spliced from 8 exons. The coding region runs from base 2237 to 3043 and encodes 268 amino acids.
UAAAUAGUAUGUCACUGCAGUUAGGGGCUGCACUAUUGUGACUUUACUAUUUAGUAGGUUAGUAUGCAUCCAGCCAGCAGCCUGUCUGUUCUCUGAGUGGUGGCGCAGACGGCAAAGCGGGAUUGACCAGGCGAGGAGAAUUAUCACACCGGACUAAAGUAAAAGUGCUGGAUAAAGUACAGUAAAGUGAUGGCGUGGUGUGUGUUCAGUUCUGGAAAUCAGCGUAGAUCAAGAAAGAAGAGAAACCUGCCAUCUUACCUACUCAGCAAAAUAUUCAGUUCACGCCGUCACGGUGCGUUCAGACCCUGUACGCAAAAUCCAAAUUCAGUGUUUGUGAUUAGCUUUGCCUUUUAGCACGGUGUAAUCAGCAGGUUGAGGUUAUGUGCAUGCGUGGCUUGGGCCGGUCGGUGAGCAUAUGAAGAUUGGCCCCAACACGCGCUAGACGUUUAGGGUGAAAUAAUACGGCUGGCUCUGCCUCGAGCCUGAAAUUAUUGAUGCAUCGAAUGAGGUGUUUGGUCUGUUCAUUUCGUUUGGUCACUACAGUGUAAGGACUUCAUUUCCAUCAGAACUGCACAGCUUGAUAUUGAUGUUAGUGAGAAUACAGUAAUAAGCAACAUGGACCAACGCAUGUCGAUGGAUAAAAAUUAUUCUCUGAUAUUCAUUAAAAUGUUUAUAAAUAAAAUAAAUUCAAAUAAAAAAAGAAAAAUAAAUGUUCACUAAAGUUUGGUUUGAAAAAAGUUGGUUUGUUUUGUUAAGGUUUGUUUUGUAAAAAUGUGGGGGUUGGGGUUGGUAAAUAUUUGCUUAAAAAGUUUGUUGGGUAAAAAAAGCCUGUUUGGUAAAAAAAAAAAAAAGUCUGAUUAAAAAAAAAAGUGUGUUUGGUUAAAAAAAAGUCUAAUUUAAAAAAAGUCUGUCUGGUAAAAAAAAGUCUGGUAAAAAAAAAGUCUGAUUUAAAAAAAGUCUGAUUUAAAAAAAAAAGUCUGUUUGGUAAAAAAAGUCUGAUUAAAAAAAAGUCUGGUUAAAAAAAAGUCUGAUUUUUAAAAAAAAAAAAUCUGUCUGGUAAAAAAAGUCUGGUAAAAAAAAGUCUGAUUUUAAAAAAAAGUCUGGUAAAAAAGUCUGAUUUAAAAAAAAGUCUGUUUGGUAAAAAAAGUCUGAUUAAAAAAAAGUCUGGUAAAAAAAAGUCUGUGGUAAAAAAAAAAAGUCUGAUUAAAAAAAAGUCUGUUUGGUUAAAAAAAAAAAGUCUGGAAAAAAAAGUCUUUGGUAAAAAAAAAAGUUUGAAAAAAGUCUGUUUGGUAAAGUUUGUAUGUUUAAAAAAAGUUUGGUAAAAAACAUUAAGUUAAAGUUUGUUUAAAAAAGUUUGUAAAAAAAAAAGUUGGUUUGGCAAAGUUUGUAUGUUUAAAAAAAAAAAUAGAAGUUUUUUCAUUAUAGAAGUUUUAUUAAGUAAAGUUUGUUUGGUAAAAAGGUUUGUUAAACAAGACACUUCACAAAAUGUAGUCUAAGAUGGCUACGUGUCAGCCAAUAGGAGUCUGAGGCAAGGCUUCAGUCAUUCAUAUCCGUCCGUCCAUCCAUUCUCUACACCGCUUAUCCUACACAGGGUCACGGGGAGCACGGCGACUAUCCCAGGGAUCUCGGGGCACGAGGUAGGGGACACCCUGGACGAGGUGCCAACGCAUUGCAGGGCACAAUCACACGCUACGGACAGUUUGGAGAUGUCAAUCAGCCGACAUCACAUGUCUUUGUACUGGGGAGGAAACCGGAGUACCCGGAGUAAACCCCUGAAGCACGGGGAGAACACGUAAACUCCACGCGCGCAGGGCGGAGGCGGGAUUCAAACCCCCAACCCCGCAGUAACCGCUUACAGGAGGACAAAGUUUUCUGUAUGGAGAUGUUUCUUAAACGAUCACGGAAGGAGUCGUCAGUGUCGGCGCUUUGUAACCGCUGAAUAUUCCACAGGCCCACAGGAAAGUGCUCGGGGCUUUGCGGUUUCUCGUUUUCUGGUCACGAGCUUCAGGAGCUUGAAAGUUCCGUGUGCUUCCGUGUAUGCGCACUCCCAUGUACCGGUUUUCAGCUGGAAAAUACUUUUGAAAAUUCAGGUGACCAUGUUAUAAAGCAGAGCCCCGCCAUCAGCUGAGGAAACCACCAGUCGUCAUCGUCGUCAUCAUCAUCCGUCCCUCCAUCCCUUUCCCCUCCUGAGGCCCCACGUCUUCUCUUCCCUUCCCUUCCUCGCCCAUCCCUCACCAUGUCCAUCGCCCUCAAGCAAGUCUUCAACAAGGACAAGACGUUCCGGCCCAAGCGUAAGUUCGAGCCGGGUACGCAGCGCUUCGAGUUGCACAAGCGGGCUCAGGCGUCGCUCAGCUCGGGCGUGGACCUGCGGGCGGCCGUGCAGCUGCCCCCCGGUGAGGACCCCAACGACUGGGUGGCCGUCCACGUGGUGGACUUCUUCAACCGCAUCAACCUGAUCUAUGGCACCGUGUGCGAGUUCUGCACAGAGAAGAGCUGCCCGGUGAUGUCGGGCGGCCCGCGGUUCGAGUAUCGCUGGCAGGAUGAGCACAAGUACAAGAAGCCCACGGCGUUGCCGGCGCCGCAGUACAUGAACCUGCUGAUGGACUGGAUCGAGGUGCAGAUCAACAACGAGGACAUCUUUCCCACCAGCGUAGGAAUUCCGUUCCCAAAGAACUUCAUUCAGAUCUGUAAGAAAAUCCUGUGCCGGCUCUUCCGGGUCUUCGUGCACGUCUACAUCCACCACUUCGACCGCAUCAUCCUGAUGGGAGCCGAGGCCCACGUCAACACCUGCUACAAGCACUUUUACUACUUCUGCACCGAGCUCAACCUCAUAGACCGCAAGGAGCUGGAGCCACUGACCCCGUACGUCCAGACUGUUGCGUCAGAGACACUUGCACUCCCGCGCGCUGCUUACAUCACACAUCGUGCUCGGCCUCGUUUCCCCGCAGCACUCGCAUGUAACACAGGACGUCCCGCUAACGAGCGCUGGAGGCGUCGAUACACGGCACGGCGAACAACGGCGGCAUUCUUCGCUUCGUCAUAAGCUCUCCUUGUGAGAGAGAACACAAGAAAGAAAUGACGUCACGGAUGUGUCUUUAGAGGCCCCGUAACAGACCCUGUGGACCCGAAAACUCUCAGUUUGUCUCAACCGGAGGACGUCACAGACGAUCAGAUGAGCUCGGACAGUGUGAUGCCGAUGAAGUCUGACGUAAUGGGAGAGAGGGGACGCAGAACAAAGCACCGAAGCACACUCGCAUUCGCUCAGAGCAAACACCACCACACGGUGGUGUGAAGUAGCGCGCACACACCUCCAGGUGGCGAUGUAAUGCAGUAAUAGGAUUAUGCACUAUUUAAGAACUAUAACUAUGCAGCGUGACUGGAGGUAGAUCUAUUUUGGAUGAGAAUAAUAUUGUAAAGCUACUCACUGUCUAAUGACUGCAGGGGAUUAGUGAAUUUAACCAUUGGUGAACACUAAGGGUGUGUGUGUGUGUGUGAGGGUGUGUGUUACCAUAGUGAUUUAUGGUGUGUUCAGACUUCCAAAAGCUAUGGUUUGGUUCCUUCACUUGUGGUUCAAAUGCUUGAUGGGAUGAUUUUAAUGAUUUGUAAUAAUUUAGACUUUAGAGAUAAUUGUAAUGAUGCGGGAGAUCUCACUCUCUCUCUCUCUCACACACACACACACACACAUACACGCACACAGUUUGCAUCCACAUUAGACUAUUACUAGGUUUUAAAAUCAUGCUUCUACACUUUUGUUUGUUUGUUUUUUGAGAAAUACAGGGUUUUAAACUAUGCAGGACUUGUGAAUUAUAGGAAGGUGUGUGUGUGUGUGUGUGUGUGUGUGUGUGGUGGGGGCAGGCAGGGAGGUUCAGACCACUUUACAUUCCUCUAGUGUAGUGGUGACCACUAAUCAGUGUAAAGCAGACAAUUAAUUGUAAUUAAAUUUUAAUUUUUAAAUUUUUUUUUUUUAAUGAUUGACUUUUUUUUAUUUCCUCAAAGGAGCUACACAGAGCCUCAGCUCGGACCCCUCAACUUAACCCAUAAAGAGAAUUUUUUUUUUGGAUUUGUUCCCUAACAGCCGUUCUUGAUGUGCAAGGUUACGCCUUAAGAUUUGAAUUAUUAAUUAAAUUAUUCAGCAACACUCCACACAACAUCAAGUUAAAAAUGAAUGAAUAAAUAAAUAAAUAAAUAAAUAAAUAAAUAAAAAAGUCUCAUGUUCGUAGUUACAAAAAAAAUAAAUAAAUCAAGCCUUAGCAAUAAGGGAUUGAGUGCAGAAGUUUGCACACCCCUACAUCCAAAUCAAGAAACCCCAGAAGAUUUUACCGGAUUGUUCAGGAUGUUCUGUUAUUAUUACAAACAACACAAAUUCAAUGUUUGUUUGUUUUUCCCCCUUCCUUGUUAGUAUUUUUUUUUUUUUGGUCGCAGUGUGUUGCUAACAGUGAACUGAGUUUUAUGUCAAAGUUGCUAUGGUGUUUACAUUUGUUCGAAAGUGAGAGAAGGGCUCAGCUAAGCAUGUAGGACAGAAUCUGCGAGAGAGGUCAUUAAAAAUUUGCACGAAUGAGAAAAGUGUAGAUGCUGGAGAGCGAGGGGAAAGGAAACGUGUGGCUCAGUGCUCGCUGAAGAGAAGUGCUCUGUUGAUAUUUUCAGAGCAGUCUGAUUUGCUUGCGAUGUACACUAGACUUGCGUCCAAUAGUAUGAGUAAACGAGCACGGUAUUGGGACGAUACCUGAUGGCAGCAUGAGUAUCGAUGCAUCCCUAACAUAACCGUAUGUGAAAGUUAAUACUGAAGCAAACGAAAUGAGAUUUCUGGAUGUGAUCUGUGAUAAAUGUUGUUUGUUGUUGUUGUUGUUAUACAAGUCACUUUUAAGAAUUUUUUCAAUUCCCCUGCUGUUUGUGAAUCACAGGGUUUUUUUUUUUUUUUUUUUUUCCCCAGUUAUCUUUGAUUUACGCAUUAGUGUCUGUAUUUCCUCCAUGUCCGAUCGGUUUACGUUGUCGGUAACGGUGUUCCUAUACACCUCUUCUCUCACGAUUUGUGGGCAAUAUUUUCAAUAUCCUUUAAAUUCCUAUCGAAUCUUGACUGUUUAAGAGUUUGAGCGCGUUCGAACUCUUCCUGCCUUAUCGGUCAGACUUGACGAAGUGAAGAGAUUGUGUUUUAGGUCAUUAACCAGGUACAUUUGAAUACAUACGUUUAUUAUUAUAGAUAACUGUGUUUUAAUGACAUUAAAUGAACAUGGAAUUAAAAUGCAGAUUCUUUGGGAGUUUUAGUAAAAGAAACUCCAAAACUGAGCGUGUGGAAACAUUUGCACUCGACUAGCUAGCUACCUAGCUAGAUUCUGGCUGUUUUUAUGAUUUGUCCUGCUGCAGCUGAUCCACUUGUAUCUACUCAGUGGUUGAGUUUGAGUGACCUGGAUGGUAGGUUUAUCUAAUUAAAUGCCUAGUGUAGAUUUUAGCAUGGGUCCUUAACCAGCUAAACAUUCAUAGUCUGUAUUAACGUACUUGACUAGCUAACUAGCUUGCCAUAAGUUAUUAAAUUACACUAGGUUUUCGGUUUCCGAGCAGCCAAAACAUGAAACUGGGCAGCACAUUGAAUCUUCCACUUUGCCCUAGCUAAUACAUUUUUAUUUUUUUUUUUAUUAUGCAAGUUCUGCUGAAGAAUAUCUCCACAGCAAACAACAGUUCUACUGUUUUAUCCUCCAAAACUUGCCUCCUAGCAGUCGGGCUAACUCCUCCGUGGCGUCACAUGGACAGAAAUAACCAGCCAGCGUUUCUAGCUUGCGGUUUCAUGUCUCCUGUAAGCUCUUUAGAGAGAGAACACACUCUCGCUGAUUGCAUGUUUUGCUCCGAAUAGCGAGUAUAUCCGUGCCGUAAUCCCUGCUAGGGCAUUUCGGAUGAUCCUUCUACGCUUUGAGAGGAAGAUUAGACCUCAGACUUACCUUCAGCAGCAGGUUUUCAUGAUAGAUUUGUAAGCCGAGCUGUAUAUAAGGCCAAGCUCUCCAAAGCGAGCAGGCGCGAUGGAGAUUCUCGCCGUGCACUAGGAAUUCAGCUGACGCUCUUCGUAAAAAGCGAUGCUCUGGAGAACACUUCUCUCUCUACGUCUGUGAUUCAGCCAUGGGGGAGAAAUCGGAAUCCUCCGGGCCACCCCUGUGCGUCCAGAUCCUCUCCACCGUGGCCCUGGUGUGCUUCGGGCUCUACUGCAUCGUCAAGGGCGUCUCCUUCGGCUUCUUCAACUGGUGGUACAUCCUCGGAGCUGCGAGCCUCGUGGCCACCGGCUUUGCCGCGUUCCGGGUCUACGAGGUGUUCACGAUCCUGGCGCAGAGGGAAAAAGCCGAAGCCGAGUCAUGCAGAAGGACGCCCUGAGAUCAGUUUGGAUGUUUUCGACUAUAACUAUGAUUAUAGUUUGAAUUUGGACUGGGACGGAAAUUCCUGAAAGGACAUUUUCUUUAUCUACAAUUUAAACCGACGAACUUCCUUCAGAUUUGAACCCAUUUCCCAUAACCUACUGCGAAUAUACUGUACAAGUGUGAAGUCAAGAGGUGUUGGUUAAUGUAGAUUGGAAAUGCUGAUUUAAGGUUGAAACAUUAAAUCCCACCAAAUUUUGGGGAUUAAACAUCUUAAUACGGUAUUGAUUUAUUGAUUUAUUGAUUUAUUUAUUUAUUUAUUUUAACUAUACAGAUAUGGCCAGGACAUAGAAAGAUGGAUGUUGCCUCAACCUUGAGGGACUGGACACACGUGUUCAGAGCUCAUCAUCUAUACAUAAUACCACCUGUGAAGAUUAGAACAACUAGAAAUUCAUGGAUAUGAAACUAUAUACGAGAUAAAGCUAGAGAAAGCUUAUUAAGUUCAUCAACCUGAUUUCAAACUCUUAGAAAUAUUAUGCAUCCCUUUAUUUGUCUAUUAAUAUUUAUUCAACCGUUUCAUUACUUUUCAUUUUUACUCGACGCUGAUCAGCAGUUUAGAUGAAACCUUUGAGUCAAAGAGCUUUGCUUCUAGGCUAUUUAAAAAAAAAUAAAUAAAAAAUUCCAGCAUUGAUCUACAUUAGAAGGCAUUCUUCAACAUGCCUUUGUGCUCCGUUGUGUAACUUUUGUGAAGAAGUUGGACGUAACGUGACCCGUUCAACCAAUCACGAUAUUCCCCACCGAACAGAUAACGUUCAACAAGAUACAGCAUUUGACAGUUUCUAAGAAGAAUUAACGUCCCUGCAGUGUUCUACAAGCAUUUGCUCUGAUAAAAGAUGGUGUCGCAAACUUUGUUCUUGGAACAGUGCUUACAAUAUUUUCUCGAAACGGUUUAACGUUCUUAGGAACUUAGAAAAGCUAGGCAGCUGAGUCACCGCUUGGCCUUGGGAGCGGAUCGGUUUCGCACGUAGUGCGGUCACUUAAAAGGAACUUUCUCGGGGUAAAAAUACAAUUGUGAAAAGACUUAAACGCGAGACAAAUGUUUAAACUUUCACGACGUAUUUGGAGUUUGAAUCCUACGUUUAAUAAAGUCCUAA